CAAUUUGCUGGAUGGGUAGGGUCCACGUGGGUACUUCCUCCGGUCAAGCGCGCUCAUUGAAGGUUAAGCAAGCUGUCAGAACUCUUUGUUGAACGAGACCCACGCGUUGUCCGGUGGGUUUUUAGUGAGGGUUAACCGAAAGGUUGUUCGCAGAGAUGGAUCCCAUGAAAGCGCAGCAGCUCGCCGCGGAGCUGGAGGUUGAAAUGAUGGCUGACAUGUAUAACCGAAUGACCAAUGCAUGCCACAGGAAGUGUGUUCCACCUCAUUACAAGGAGGCAGAACUUUCAAAGGGGGAAGCUGUGUGUUUGGACCGCUGUGUGGCCAAAUACUUGGACUUGCAUGAGAGACUUGGUCGGAAGCUCACUGAGCUCUCUGUUCAGGAUGAGGAGGUGAUGAGGAAGGCCGCUGCAGGCACCGGAUAGACCCCUGCAGACUCUGAGGGUGGGGCUAAAGGCCCGUGGAUGGGGUUUGUGGGCACUCUGGACAUCCAAAGGGGGACAUCGGGCUGCAUGGCUACGGAUAUAAACAAUAUAUCAUGAAUAUGAACAGUAUUGUGACAAAUAUUGAUCCGCUGAUAGACGUGCCACUUAAAGAUCAAGACUUUGGAAGGAGGUGGGGUAUAUAUGCUCUGAGUCAUUAGUAGUUUGUUGGCAUUUACAUUAUUAACAUCGUUUGUUUGGGUAGGGUGAUUUGUGAAGCAUUGUGAAAUUGUGUUCUUGUGAACUUUUUUAUGUUGACACUGAUCAUUGUAAUUUCUGAGUCAUUUUACAAAGUGUACCUUUAUUGCGCAAUAGAAUUAAAAUGUUUACCAUUC
Messenger RNA from Puntigrus tetrazona (Sumatra barb), 814 nucleotides. It is a transcript of the gene timm10, whose product is annotated as translocase of inner mitochondrial membrane 10 homolog (yeast). NCBI's taxonomy places the organism in Eukaryota, Metazoa, Chordata, Actinopteri, Cypriniformes, Cyprinidae. Gene Ontology annotation, biological process: protein insertion into mitochondrial inner membrane. The record is from RefSeq and is a predicted model, not a curated record. Gene Ontology annotation, cellular component: mitochondrial inner membrane. The transcript is spliced from 2 exons. The coding region runs from base 156 to 422 and encodes 88 amino acids.